Messenger RNA from Centropristis striata (black sea bass), 3060 nucleotides. Its product is annotated as CD276 antigen homolog. Lineage: Eukaryota; Metazoa; Chordata; Actinopteri; Perciformes; Serranidae. The record is from RefSeq and is a predicted model, not a curated record. The coding region runs from base 79 to 1428 and encodes 449 amino acids. The transcript has 7 exons.
UGUCACCGGAAGCAGCCGUUAAAUGUCCGUUGGAGUAAAAACGGUUGUGUGAUGUUUGAUGGUGACUCUUGAACCAGCAUGAAGCUGAUUUCUGUCCUGUGUCUCUGUCUCCUGACUCUCUGUGGAAAAACGUCUGCUGAUGAAAACGGACCAGCAGGCGUCAGAGUGGUGGUGAAAGAAGACAGAGAUGUUAUUUUACCGUGUUCCCUCGACACAAAGGAGAACAUUGAGUUGAAGCUGUUUGACUGGAAGAAAGCUGCUCAGAAAGAUGAACGUCAGAAGGAGGUGUUCAUGUACGACGCAGGCAGACAUUACAACAACGGGAAUGAGGGUCAGAGUGAGCAGUUCAAAGGUCGAGUGUCUCAUUUUCCAGAAGAGCUGAAACACGGAAACGCCUCCAUAACCAUCAGAAACACAAAGGUGACUGACAGUGGAAACUACACCUGUGAUUUUCCUCGUCUGAAGCCAAAAAGACAAAUAUUCCACAUUGAGCUUGUUGUUGGUCACAUCUUAAAAAAGAGAUCAGUGGAAGAUAUCCCAGGUGACCCCUGGUUUAGGGAAGACACUCUACCUGUCUCCUGGAGGACUGUAUUAUGUCAGGUUGUCCCCACAUGUGCAGCUCGACAACCAUCAGUCACAACACUUGAUCAGACAAACGAAUGGGCUCUGCUACAGUGUGAAGUUUAUGGAGCUUCUCCAGAACCUUCAGUCGAGUGGCAGGACAGUUCUGGAAAUAAAGUUCCUGCUAAAAAACCACAGGUCUCAGAAAAAGGAGGCAGAUACAUCCUCCAAACUAUUGUGACCAAAACUGACAAUUUCAGCUGUUUAGUCACUCAGGAGACGAUCGACCAUCAGACUCGUGCUACGAUGUAUGUGCAUUUAAGUGGUGCAGCUUCAAAACCAUCAGUCACUAUACUUGAUUUUAAAAAAGACCAGGCGUUGCUGCAAUGUGAAAUUCAUGGAGUUUCUCCAGAACCUUCAGUGGAGUGGAGGGACGGUUCUGGAAACGAAGUUCCUGCUAAAGAACCACUGGUCUCAGAGAGAGGAGGCGGCUACGACAUCAUCCUCCAAACUAUUGUGACCAAAACUGACAACUAUCACUGCGUGGUCCGUCAGGAGACGGUCCACCAUCAGACCAUUCAUGUUUAUAUCGCAGGCUCAAACAUUGGAUGGAUCGUUGGUUUAGUGGUUUCUCUUGGUGUUAUCGUCCUUCUAGUUGGGGUUGUCGUCAUACAACACAUCAGACUGAAUCAUCUUAAAGACGACAAGAAGAGACGACCGCUGGACGACUGCAGUCAGUCAGAGAAGCUGCAGUAUUACUCAAUGAAACUCAAUGAUCAGAAUAAUCAUAAACACCAAAUAUUUCUAUUACAGGUUGAACCAUCAAAACUUCUCGGCUCAAAUGAUAAUUCCUUAAAAACUAAAUAGUUCAAAUAACUUGCAGAGUGUGAAGAAAUAUUUUUUAAAAUUUUGCAUUGAAAUGAAUGGGAUGGCCGAAAAAGAAAUGAGCGAAAAAGAACAAUAAUUGGAGAUUUUCAAACGUCUACUUCUCCGGCAUAAUUUCACCUAGAGACUCCAUUUAAACUUUAAACAGUAGACACAAGUCUUGUGUAUCAGUGUAUUAAUCCACGUUUCGAUAGGUCAUAUAGUUUUUUAUCAAUCCCUGUUCAAUGAUCAUGAUCAUUUUUGGAGAAAUUCUGAGAUUAUAAUGGGUGUGUAUUGCACGGAAUGUUCGUGUCACAGUGUGUGACAUCAUCGCCAGAGUGUAGAGGGAGAGAAAAAACUGUCAAAAAAUUAAUUUUAAAACUGCGCUCCAGGCCGCAAAUUCCACUCUACAGAAAUAAUUUAUACAUAGAAACAUAUGAAAAUUUGUCUUCUCGCUCACAAUCCUCUGGUAAAGCUGUCAGAGUUAUAGUUUGGGCGUAGGACGCACAGAUGAUCCACCAACACCACCAACAGCCUCAUUGGGUCCCAUAUUAAAAACGCAGGAAGAUUUAUGAAAAAGGGAGAUGUAACAGUUUUUUUAGAUCGCUCUAACAAAGCUAUUUCUUCAUAUUUCUUAAAAAGAAACAUAUGUAGAGGUUCAGGAAGAACUCAGGAUGCUCAAAGUGAAGUCAGAUCAAUGAUAGGUAUUAUGGUUUUGCCAAAAAUGCUUUCUGUUCAAGGCCAGAAAUUCCAGUCUGUCUACCUCUGGCUGCUGUCACUGUUCUGGAACAUUGGCAGUUGGUGGCAGUUAAUUCUGUUGAUUGCUCUGGUUGCCUUUGAUCUUUGAUGUGAUUACAGUUACAGAUACACACACACACACACUCCUUUUCAAAUAGUUGUAAAGGAAUGCUUGUUGUAGAUGUGCUCCUUGUAUAUUAUAUAGUAUUAUAACAUUACUAGUAUUAAUUGUUAUAAAUCUCUGAAGUAUCUCAUCAUAGUGUACACACACCGGCAGUAGCCCCCGUGGCCCUUUCAGAAUUUCCCCCAGAGGAAAUUUUCUAGUUGAACAUUAAAACAUCAUCGUUCCAUUUAUUUUGUGAUUCUGUUGGAUCGUCUGAUAUUCUUUUUUGUUUAAUUUAUUAUUUAUUAUUAAACAGGGACCUUAAUAUGUAUUACUAUCAGCCCUUCUCAAUAAAAGCUGGAGCACAUGUGAGUCCAGUGAGAGGAAGAAAAAAAUCACUUAAUUGUUGCUGUUGAGGUCGACUACAACUUCUUGCACUUUUUUCGUCACUUUUAUUUUACAUUAUUUUGUUGUUAAACUGUUUAAACGAGCUUAAGUCAAAUAUUAUGUGAGUGUUUUUAUUCUGAUCUUGUUUUUAUAUUGUCAUUAUUUGGGACGAUCAUGUUGUGUUUGUUUUUAUUUGUUCAGGUGCUCAGCCAGAGUCUGUCAGGUACAGGUACACUCAGUGUCCACUUUAUUAGGUACACCAGGCUAAAGCUAAUGCUAACCGCUUCUCAGAGUGAUUACUGUUGUUGACUGUGAUGUUUGUUUAUGUUGUUUACUGUUGAUGCUCCUGCAGGUUUCAUGUGAUUUCAUAAUUUAUAUACAAACGUUUCAAUAAAUGUUCAAUAAUG